AUGUCUUUUCGCGUGGUGCGCUCGAGCAAGUUUCGCCACGUGUACGGAACUCCCCUGAAGCGCGAGCAAUGCUACGAUAAUAUCAGGGUCUCCAAGUCGUCAUGGGAUUCGACGUUCUGCGCCGUGAAUCCCAAGUUCCUCGCCAUUAUCGUAGAAUCGGCCGGUGGCGGUGCCUUUAUCGUCUUGCCGCACAACAAGGUAGGAAGAAUACCAGCGGACUAUCCUUUAGUGGGCGGACACAAAGGACCUGUACUAGAUAUUGCAUGGUGUCCCCAUAACGAUAACGUCAUAGCUUCCGGUUCCGAAGAUUGUGUUGUCAAAGUAUGGCAGAUACCUGACGGUGGUAUUUCCAGGACACUGACCGAAUCGAUAGUAGAUCUGCAAUUGCACCAACGUAGAGUUGGUCUAGUGCUGUGGCAUCCGUCUGCAUUAAACGUGUUGCUCACAGCUGGCUCGGACAAUCUUGUUAUUAUUUGGAACGUUGGUACCGGCGAAGCCUUAGUGCGAAUCGAGUCUCAUCCAGAUGUGGUUUAUUCCGCAUGUUGGAACUGGGACGGGUCCCGAUUGGUCACCACGUGCAAAGAUAAGAAAAUUCGAAUUUUGGACCCGAGGUCAGGCGAAAUAUUGGAGGAAGCUGUAGCACACGAAGGAAGCAAGGCGACACGUGCGAUCUUCCUCAGGGGUGGCUUGAUCUUCACAACGGGCUUCAGUAAAAUGUCGGAGAGGCAGUACUCGUUGCGAGCCCCCGACAUGUUGGGCGAGCCUAUAGUUAUGGUAGAAUUAGACACGAGCAAUGGAGUUAUGUUCCCUCUGUACGAUCCCGACACGAACCUAGUGUACCUGUGCGGCAAGGGUGACUCUGUGAUUCGAUACUUCGAGAUUACGCCCGAGCCGCCGUUCGUUCACUACAUCAACACUUUUCAAACUCCCGAUCCUCAGAGGGGUAUAGGUAUGAUGCCAAAACGAGGCUGUGACGUUAAUAGCUGUGAAAUAACCAGAUUCUAUCGAUUAAACAAUUCGGGCUUCUGCCAAGUAGUGUCUAUGACGGUGCCGAGGAAGUCUGAGCUCUUCCAAGAGGAUCUGUAUCCCGAUACUGCCGGUGACACGGCUGCAAUCUCGGCGGAAGAAUGGCAGUCCGGAACUGACGGGGAGCCCAUACUGAUAUCUCUCAGGGACGGUUAUCAGCCGUCUGCCUCCAAGAAUGAACUUAAAGUACAAAAGAAAUCUAAUAUAUUGAGCAAAGGCGCCAAGGUAGCGUCUAACGCCGCGCAAAAUGCCGUGCAAGUCUCACCGGGAGCUUGCGAGGAAUUGUUGAAAGAAUGCAGAGAAGAGAUACGAAAGUUAAAAGCAGUGAUCGUAAAGCACGAAGGAAGGAUACGAGUGCUGGAGUCGGCGGUCGCUCUCCAAAUGAAGGAAGAAGAGAGGAAGGAGAAAGAGAAGUCCGCCUCUCCCGACGGCAAGGAAGCGCUCGCCUCCGACGAAGUGUGAAACCCUCCGGGUUUUAUUCCCCCUCAUAUUCCCCCCCCCCUCUUCUCACACCCCGUGACAAAAUUUCUAACUAGAGCGUAUUUUCUUUUUUCUUUUUUUUCACUAGAACCACUAAUAUCGUGUAAUAAGAGAAUGAUCGUAUAUUUUGAUAUAACAACUUGUGUAAAUAGUAGGUUUUAGCGAUGCCGUGUGUCUUUGACCCUCUGCAACGAUCUUUGCUAUUUAUUGUACAUCCAUUCAUCGUACAUUCUCUGCAUUUGUAUUAUGUUUACAUAUUUUAUUAUUAUUAUAUAUAUAUUUAUAUAUAUAUAUAUAUUUUACAGGCGUUGGCCACACAUGACAAUACAUGUCGCUAGAGUUAAGUUUUCGAUCGAUAUAACGGUACGGCGUACGUGACUUUUAUGUAUAUGAAACUCUUUGUACGAAUAACGAAAUUCGUGAUACAUGCGAGUGCCUAACUUGUACAGAUAUUUGCUGUUAAAUAACAAAGAAUAUUAUUUUGUUUCAA
Messenger RNA from Ooceraea biroi (clonal raider ant), 1996 nucleotides. RefSeq names its product protein coronin (gene coro). Gene Ontology annotation, biological process: actin filament organization. Lineage: Eukaryota; Metazoa; Arthropoda; Insecta; Hymenoptera; Formicidae. The record is from RefSeq and is a predicted model, not a curated record. Gene Ontology annotation, molecular function: actin filament binding.